UUGCUGGCAGGGACCUCAUGCCCAGGACCCUGGAGGGGCAGACCCCCAGGGAGAAGACCCCCAGCUACUUUGUCACCAAGGAGGCCCCCGCCCGCAUCUCCUCCAUGUCCAAGGGCACGAAGCUGAUCGUGGUGGUGCGGGACCCCGUGACCAGAGCCAUCUCGGACUACACCCAGACGCUCUCCAAGAAGCCCGACAUCCCCACCUUUGAGAGCCUGACCUUCAAAAACAGGACUACGGGCCUGAUCGACACCUCGUGGAGCGCCAUCCAGAUCGGCAUCUACGCCAAGCACCUGGAGAACUGGCUCCUCUACUUCCCCAUCGGGCAGAUCCUCUUUGUCAGCGGGGAGAGGCUGAUCAGCGACCCCGCGGGGGAGCUGGGCAGGGUCCAGGACUUUCUGGGCCUCAAGAGGAUCAUCACCGACAAACACUUCUACUUCAACAAAACCAAGGGGUUCCCCUGCCUGAAGAAGGCAGAAGGCAGCAGCAAACCCCACUGCCUGGGGAAGACGAAAGGCAGGACCCACCCCGACAUAGACCAGGAGGUGGUGCAGAGACUGCGGGACUUCUACCGGCCCUUCAACAUGAAGUUCUACCAGAUGACGGGGCAGGACUUCGGCUGGGACUGAGCCUUGCGUGGGAAAGGCCCCUGUCAUUACUUGCCCAGCACGGUUUGCGUAUAUAAAGAGAUAUAUAUGUAUGUAAAAUGUACAGAAAUCUAUUUUAUAAUAAUUUAUUUUUAAUUCCUAAGCAAUUAAUUCACUAAGCUGCCUAACCGCACUGGCUAGAAGGGUAGCCCGUAACCUGUUUAACAUUCCACGGUCUUUAAUUCUAAUAUGUCUCUCCUAUUUUGUUGGGGUUUUUUCCCUUCUGUUUUCUCCUCUUUUUGGUUUGGUUUGUAACAGACGGUGCUUCCAUUUUUCCUAAAUGAAAUUUGUAUUAAAAAA
This is a messenger RNA of Merops nubicus (carmine bee-eater), 947 nucleotides long. RefSeq names its product heparan sulfate glucosamine 3-O-sulfotransferase 3B1. Bases 18 to 629 code for a protein of 203 amino acids. The transcript has a single exon. Gene Ontology annotation, molecular function: [heparan sulfate]-glucosamine 3-sulfotransferase activity. Lineage: Eukaryota; Metazoa; Chordata; Aves; Coraciiformes; Meropidae. The record is from RefSeq and is a predicted model, not a curated record.